AUGUUUAGUCAUUUCACUGACACAUUCACUUUUUUCUCGUUUCUUUUCAUGAAAACGCAUUGUGAUCCCCGAAUUCGUGGCUGUGUCCUUCGUGCUUACAUUCGACAGCGAAAGCAUCCGUCAUGGACAAGCUAUUUCGUGAGAUAUAGAGACAUCCAGGAUGACAAUUUUGGCGAUAAACACUUCAAUUUCGACGUCGAUGGGCACAAUUAUCAUAUCUUAAGAACCGGUGCCUAUCCAUACAUCAAAUAUCAUUGCACGAAGAGGCCAAACGAAGAUUUAACAAAAGAGAACAAUUUCUAUCGAUUAAUCACGAUCAUUAAUCUGGGAUUGCCGUGUUUUUUGUACGGCCUGGCGGCCGUGGCUCUAAUACGGCACAAAGAGCGCGUCGAUUUUGUGAGAGAAAACGGUCAAAAAGCCACUGUUCACAUUCAUUUUCUCAUUGAAGAACAACACGAUCGGUGC
This is a messenger RNA of Mesorhabditis belari, 465 nucleotides long. The record is from the annotation of a GenBank genome assembly. NCBI's taxonomy places the organism in Eukaryota, Metazoa, Nematoda, Chromadorea, Rhabditida, Rhabditidae.